This is a messenger RNA of Morone saxatilis (striped sea-bass), 1406 nucleotides long. RefSeq lists its product as uncharacterized. NCBI's taxonomy places the organism in Eukaryota, Metazoa, Chordata, Actinopteri, Moronidae. The record is from RefSeq and is a predicted model, not a curated record. Gene Ontology annotation, cellular component: membrane.
AAUGGGCGGGGCAUGCCCCAUAUUGGGUCGUUCAAGACGGAACGCAACAAGGCUGAUAAUUUGCAGUAGCUUGUUGGUGUUCUUGCGUCUAAGUCUCCGUGGAGAGGAACUGUUCAGCAAAUACAGACUUCACAAGUGGACGGAGUCAAACAAACCGCUGGUCAUCAUGGCACUGGACGGAUGUGGCCUCGCCUGCAAAUACAUCCUCUUCAUUUUCAACCUCAUCUUCGCGGUGCUGGGGUUUGUCUUUCUGGGUCUUGGUGUCUGGCUGCGGUUUAGCGCUGGCACCAGAGGCAUCUUCGAAGUAGAAGCCCUCAACUCCAGUACAUUUGUUGCCGCUGUGACGGUGCUGAUAGUUCUCGGGGUAGUGUUUCUGAUCAUGGUGUCGUUCGGAGACUACGGUGCCUGCAGUGAGAAAAAAUGUGCUCUGCAAGUGUUCUCUGUCAUUGUGUCCAUUAUGGCUGGAGCUGAAAUUGCUGUUGGAGUGCUUGCUUAUACCAACAGGGCUUGGGUUGGGCGGGAGUUGGUGGAGUUCUACAGUAGCAUGUACGCUCUGUAUGUGGCUAAUGGAGACCCAAUCAUUGGUAUAACUCUCACAUUCAUCCACAAGACACUUCACUGCUGUGGAAUGACAGGAAUCUCCUUGAUAGAGCUGGUUCAACAAACCUGUCCCGAACCAGAUGGGUUCUUGCAGCGUUUCGCCAUGCCUAACUGUCCUGGGAUCAUCGUAGAUGUCUUUGACAGGAAAGCAGAACUGGUGAUGGGCAUCUUUAUUGGAAUUGGAGCUCUUCUGAUCAUAGCUCUGAUUUGCAGCACAACCCUCAGUAAAAAGAUGCAUCAGUCUGCCUCAUCUCCUCAGUACCUCAUCCUGACUCAGCCUCAAACAUCCCAAUUUGUCUCCACCUCCUACCCCAACCCUGACAAUGACCCAGUCGUCUUCACCCCUCUCACUAUGGCUAACAUCCCCAUAGCUUAGUGCACUUACUAUUUCACACUGUCUCUCUCGCGCCAUUCUCUUCACCGCUGAACAUGUUCAGCUUUUCUCUGCAAUGGCAUCUUAUUAAGCUAAUCAUUCUGCACACAUUUUCAACAAUCACGUGUCAUUUAUUGAGUGUCUGGAAGUGGUGAUGUACGGCACAGUACUAGUCCCUGGGUGGAGGCUCACACUAGUGAGGCGCAGGUUACAGAAAUACAUUUACAUACAAUACAAAGAUAUUAACAUUUUGCCUUUAAUCUCACACAAGCUUCUUGGUAGCAGGAGCUUGUAUGUGCAACCUCUCUCUCUCUCACUAAUUCAUUCUGUGGCUGGUUUAAUCAUGGGGGUGGAUCAUGGGGGUGGUGAGGAGGAGAAGGCAGGCUGUUCACUGCACAGGUCUUUGUCCCAUCACUGCUUUUUUUUUUACCCC